UACUUUUUUACAUGAGGAAUGAUCAUAUACAAAUACAACCAUUUCAUGUUACCAUGCUAUAACAUUUUGCCCACUGAUGCGUCAUUCGUUUGGGGCACUUAACCUAUUCCAAAGGUGGGCCCUGUCAUGAAGAUCACCCGUUGAGAAAAUCAGGCCAAUGCACCGAUCUGGGUGGAACACAACUGUACGGGGGUCUGAUUUUCAGCCAUCAAUUGAUUUGGGUGGUGUGGCCCCACAUGAUGAGUGACUUGGACUGGUUUAUGCUCCAGGUGAUCACCAUGGAAGGGCUCAGCAGUUUCAUGGCUCUGUCUUGCACAUGUGAUGCACUAGGAAUCAUGUAAGGGCAUGUUUGGAUACAUGGAUUCCACAAGGAAAGGAUAUUGGAUUCCUUUGACAACUGGGGCUGUUCAGAUAGAUAGAAAACCAUGGUUUCCAUGACAUAAUCAUUGCACUUAUCCACAGUGAUAGUUCCCUGGCACAAGAAACAAGGUGACCGUUACACACUAACAGACCCCUUUUUCGGAAUUCAAUUUUCUCAGAUUGUUGAUGGCUAUUUCGCCAAGCUUACUCUGAGAGAAACUGCCCCAAGCAUGCUCUGCAAGACCCACCUUCAUGACAACAUCUCUAAUGGCCGUUGCAAUCGAUCACCAUCAUGGAUUCAAGCCGUUGGGCUGGGCCCAGAGAUGCAAGCUUCCCUCCUUCGCGCACCUCGAAUCUGCUGCGAUGGAACUCGACCGGACCAACCGCAUCCCCUCCUUCAAGAUGGCCAUGGCCUCCGCUAGAUUCCACCGAAGAAGCUUAUCCACGCCUUGCUUAUCUGCCAGCACCAAGGCAGAUGACGAAUUCAGUAGCGGCCCCAGGGUAGAAAUUGUCGCAGGUCACAGUGGCCAAAAUGUCCGUUCACUUGUAGUGGAAGCGGCCAUCGCGUUGGCAUCCGGCGUGGACCUAGUGCCGGCACGUGAUGGGCUUGGUGGUGCAUAUUUCCUGCACAGCCGCACCGGCGAGAGCAUUGCUGUAGUGAAACCCAUCGAUGAGGAGCCGCUAGCCAUGAAGAAUCCAAAAGGCGGCAUUGCAGGUUGGAUCCUUGGCCAGACCAGUUUGAGACGUUCAGUUCAAGCCAGCGAGACUGGUAUCCGUGAAGUUGCUGCCUACCUCCUUGACCAUGAUGGCUUUGCCGGGGUGCCCCCAACCGCCCUUGUCAAAAUCUUGCAUGUAGCAUUCCAUGUUGACCGCUCCAGAUCAUCAGCUGCAAUCGCACCCCAACCGUCAGUUAAGAUCGCCUCGAUCCAACGGUUUGUGGCUAAUGACUUCAAUGCAGGGGACCUUGGACCAUCAAGCUUCUCCAUUACAUCUGUUCAUCAUAUCGGCAUCCUCGACAUAAGGCUCUUCAACAUCGACCGCCAUGCUGGAAACAUCCUUGUAAGGAAAUGCGCCCAUGGUGGUUAUGCAAGUUGCGCCAACCAUAGAUGCGAAAGUGGGGCAGCUGAGCUCGUGCCCAUAGACCAUGGACUCUGCCUGCCUGAAUCGCUUGACGACCCUUACUUUGAGUGGUUGCAUUGGCCACAAGCCUCCGUGCCUUUCGCCGAGUUGGAAUUGAACUACAUAAGCAGACUGGAUCCGUUGAAGGAUGCCGAACUUCUUAGAUCUGAACUACCCUCAUUGAGUGAGUCAUCUCUUCGAAUUCUAGUCCUUUGCACGAUUUUCUUAAAGUGUGCAGCUAGUGCAGGCCUUUGCCUUGCCGACAUUGGUGACAUGAUGACCCGAGAGUUCCAUGGCAUGGAAGAGGAGCCGAGCAUGUUGGAGAGGCUUUGCAAGGCAGCGAUGGUGAGAAUGAACACUGCAUUCAAUAAUGAUUCCGACGAGCAAGGAUCAACAGAGGAAAAGAAAGAAGAAGAAAAACAAGAAGCGAUCGAACAGUUCCAAUUUGAUAUGGACUGCAAAGAUAUCUGCCCUGCCGAUAAGGUUAGUAACAAUAGUUUAGAUCAUCCACUCCUUAAGAUGCCAUUACGGUAUCCAUCUGCGAAAUUGGUCGGGGGAUUCUCUAUAGACGACACCUUAUCUCCAUUGGACGAGGAAGAUGACGACCACAAUGACAAUAGUGAGGAUGAUGACGGCAUGGGGUCUGCCACCGAUCGCAAGUUUCUAGGCUUGACGAAGAGCGUGAGCUUUGUGGUCAUGGAGCAUAACCAUGAAUGGGGGGAGAUAUCAUUCAGAGCCAUGGGCAAGGAGGAAUGGGAGUUGUUUCUGGGGAAGUUUGAGGAGCUUCUGCCAAAGGCGUUCGAGUCACGGAAGAGCAUGAGAUUGAAGCUGAGGUUGGGAACUUCUUGCAGAUUUUGAAAGAGAACUUGGAGGGACAAUGCCUGAUGACAAUGAGCUUAUUUAGGCUCUGUUUGGUCGUCACUUAAAUACGAUUUCAUCCUUUUCUAGUUUACCAUAAUUACUUAUUAGAGAUCAUAGCUUAUAUAAAAAUUAGAGCUUCUGUAAGCCCACAUGCAUACAGGAAUACAGCUUAUGUGCAUGUCACACUCGUGCUAGAAUGGUACCUUAGUUCAAGAUCCAAUCCAUCCAUCAGGUUGGUCUGUCCCAUAUAACUACUUGCUGCUCCUGCUUCCUGGCUAUUUAUACUAGAAAACAUUUUGAAAUAGAUGCCUCCCAUUCUCACAUUGUGCAAGUAUAGUCCUACCUUCUAGAUGCUUAAAUCUCCUCCACUCAACAGGUGGGCCCCAAUGUUGGAAACAGGUGGAUGGAUUAGUCAACUUCAGCUAAGCUUUUUCACAGCCAUACAUUUGUUUUUGUAAACUGUGGCCCACCUGACUUGAUUCUUGGGCGUCAGCAUAGUAGUAGCCUUUUGAUAGAUUGGAUCUUAGACCUACAAUGGCCAUGCCGGCACAUGUGUGGUGGAUACAUGAACUGUAUCGCACCUGUGUAUGGGCUUAGCAAAGCUCUAUAAAUUAUAUGGGUUGUGGAAGAUUAUUUUUAAUCCUUGUCAAAAUCUCUAAUAUAUAAUUAUUACCAUUUAACUCAUGUAAACGAGAUGAGAUGAACUCAUUUUUAAGUGGCAACCAAACAGGGCCAUUUAUGCAUGUACAUGUAUAGCAUAUUGUAUGUUAAUCACCCAAAUCCCAUGUGGUGUAGAAAUUGUGAGGGCAAAACUGUCCUUUUCCUGUAUUUUUAUGGGUAUUUAUUCAUUGGCAUUGUGUAUGUAUUGGCUGUGGGAAGCUUGUAAGUUGGGGAAUUUCAGUUGUGGAGAGCAUUGUUCCAAUGUGAGUCAAUGGACAUUGCAUUUUCCUAGCAUAUGAAUCAAUCUGAGCAGGUUUUGGACA
Messenger RNA from Magnolia sinica, 3323 nucleotides. RefSeq names its product phosphatidylinositol 4-kinase gamma 8. The transcript is spliced from 2 exons. The coding region runs from base 613 to 2337 and encodes 574 amino acids. NCBI's taxonomy places the organism in Eukaryota, Viridiplantae, Streptophyta, Magnoliopsida, Magnoliales, Magnoliaceae. The record is from RefSeq and is a predicted model, not a curated record.